Molecule: messenger RNA, 3450 nt
Organism: Biomphalaria glabrata
Lineage: Eukaryota; Metazoa; Mollusca; Gastropoda; Planorbidae
Product: probable leucine--tRNA ligase, mitochondrial
Exons: 24
Coding region: 173-2926 (917 amino acids)
Biological process (GO): mitochondrial translation; leucyl-tRNA aminoacylation
Cellular component (GO): mitochondrion
Molecular function (GO): aminoacyl-tRNA deacylase activity; leucine-tRNA ligase activity; ATP binding
Source: RefSeq, a predicted model, not a curated record
AAGGUCAACAAAGAUGGAAGCUUCCUUUAACAACAAAUGACAUUGCUAUCGAUACACUGAAUUGUGACUGAAUGCAUUGAGGUUUUAACUGCUUACAACUUAGAAUCUAGAUCUAUAGUCUAUCUAUAUCUAAUGAUCUAGACUACUGAUUAGCCCAAUAUAAGGUGCUACCAUGACGAUACUAAAGAAACCUUUGACAUGGUGCAAGACUGUCUAUUUGUACCAGAAUAGACCUUCAUUGUUGGGACUGUGGGCACGCUCCAUUUUUUGUGAAACACAUAAAUGGGAUCCCCAGCUUACUUUAGAAAAAAAAAUUGAAAUUGAAAAUUAUUGGAAGCCUAUUGUGAAAUCCUUUGAUGGUCAACAAUCAAAGCUGACAGAUUCAACUGCACAUGAAGGCAGAGAGAAAUUUUAUGCGCUGUCAAUGUUUCCAUACCCCAGUGGGAACCUUCAUUUGGGUCAUGUUCGAGUUUAUACCAUCAGUGAUGUUAUGGCAAGAUAUCAUCGCUCACUCGGAAAGUUUGUUAUUCAUCCGAUGGGAUGGGAUGCAUUUGGUCUUCCUGCAGAGAAUGCUGCUAUAGAGAGGGGAAUUAAACCAAAGGACUGGACGUACAGCAAUAUUGACAAAAUGAAGAAACAGUUGAUGGAGUUUGGUUUUAGCUUUGAUUGGAGCAGGGAAUUUGCCACUUGUGACCCUGACUAUUACAAAUGGACUCAGUUUCUAUUUUUGAAAAUGUAUGAUGCAGGACUGGCAUUUCAGAAGAAAGGUUUGGUCAACUGGGACCCAGUGGAUCAGACUGUCUUGGCUCAUGAACAGAUAGAUGACAGUGGAUGCUCUUGGCGGUCUGGGGCCAAAGUGGAGAAGAAAUAUCUGAAACAAUGGUUUCUUAGAGACACAACAUUUUCAGAGUCCUUACUCCAAGGUUUGCAAGAAGUUGAUCCUGCCCUAUGGAGAGAUGUCAUUGAUAUACAGAGAAACUGGAUCUCAUCCUGUACAGGACAUCGUAUUGACUUUACUGUUCAACUUGAGUCUAGAGAAAAAGAAGAGCUACCUUUGUCAGUUUACACUGAAACUCUGGAACUGAUCUAUGGAGUCUCUCAUCUAUGUGUGAAGUCAUCCAAUCAUUUGUGUGUUGACCUCAACAUUACAACUCCCGGGGCUGUAUUGCCUGCAUACGCUAUUCAUCCACUCACUGGAGAACAUUUAAAGUUAGUUGUAACUGAGGAUCACUUAAUGUACCCCAAUAGAGAUGUCAAGUUAGCUAUCCCAUGUAUCAGUGAAUCGGAUAAAGCAACAGCUGAUAGGCUUCAGCUGCCUUAUAGAAAUGUACUGGACACAUCAAACAAUGUUCUGAUUGACUCCAAGGAGCUGAAUGGGCUGCCUCGUCACGAAGCUGUAGAAAUAGUGCGCAAGAAAGCAAAGGACCUUGGCAUUGGUGGAGAGAGGAUAAGUGAGCAACUUCAUGAUUGGUUGAUUUCUAGACAGAGAUAUUGGGGCACGCCCAUUCCCAUGAUUCACUGUGGUACAUGUGGUACUGUCCCAGUUCCCUACAAGGAUUUGCCUGUAACUUUACCUGAUAGUGAUGAAUUGAUUUCAAAAGGUGGUCAGUCUCCUUUGGCGAUGAAUAAAGACUGGUUGAAUGUGCCUUGUCCAAGGUGUGGAUCUCCGGCACAGAGAGAGACAGAUACCAUGGACACAUUUGUUGACUCAUCAUGGUACUUCCUGCGCUACCUUGACCCCAAUAAUGACAACUUGCCCUUUGACCCAGCUGUGGUCAACAAAUAUAUGCCAGUGGAUCUCUAUGUGGGGGGUAAAGAACAUGCUCUACUGCAUCUUUACUUUGCCAGAUUUUUUAGCCACUUCUUGCAUUCUAUUGGCAUGUUGUCAAGCAAGGAACCUUUCAAAAAUCUUCUGACUCAAGGAAUGGUGAAAAGUGAGAGCUACAGAGUCUCAAAAACUGGCAAAUAUAUUCCAAAAGAUCUAGUAGAUUUCUCUGGUCAAAGUCCUGUUGAGAAAUCCACAGGUGAAGGACUCGUAGUCGAGUUUGAAAAAAUGAGUAAAAGUAAAUACAAUGGUGUGAACCCUGAGGAUGUUCUGUCUGAGUACGGGGUUGACUCGACACGACUGUGUAUUCUUUCCAACGUUUCACCUCAGUCAGAAAGAAAUUGGUCUGAAAUAGUCUACAAAGGUGUUAUCAACUGGCAAAACAAAAUUUGGACCUUAGUAACCAAUAUCCGAAAGUAUCAUGAGACAAACUCGAGUAGCCGGCAAGAAGGAAACAUGACUGAGAAAGAUUUAACAGAUUGGGAAAAACAAAUAGAUGAAACACGCAAUCAUAUCAUUAAUAAAGUAACCCAUGAGUUUGACAAUACAUUUCAUAUAAAUGCAGCCAUCUCAAGACUUCAUACUUAUGUCUCCUGGUUGGGGAAAGUUCCUGCAGGAGCUCAAGGAACAAAGGCUUACGAAAGAGCAUUGGGUGACCUCAUUGUAAUGAUUGGGGUGAUGGCCCCUCACUUUGCUUCAGAACUAUGGACAGGCCUAGCAGAUGUUGCCACCUUUCAAACACAUGACUGGAAAUCAAGUGUUUUAAAUCAACCUUGGCCAAAAUUGGACCAAGAUUUUUUAAUGCCUUUAACCUACUCGGUUAAUAAUGUGGCCAUUGCAGACAUAGGCGUAGCUUACAAAGACUUAAGCAGCCUAACCACUGAGCUAGCCAUGGAUCUUGUUAUGAAGGACAGUACCUUCAUUGACCAGUUCUCUCAGUAUACUGUCCAAAAAUACUCCUUCUUUCAUGACAAACACAAGGCUUCAUUGAAACUCACCAUCCCUGAAUACAAGUUCCCGAUUGCUUCAGAGACAACAGCGCAGUUAAGAAAACAAGAGAAGAAACUGAGCAAACAGAAAAAAAAGUUGUAUUCUAUAUAACAAGGGAUAAGUGCAUAUAUGAACUAGAGACAAAACAAGACUUCUUGAACAGACUUCAGAGCAGACUUCUUGAAGAGACUUCAGAGCAGACUUCAGAGACUUCAUUCAAAGAAGUCGUCUAGUCCAAUAGAGACUUGUUAUAAACAAGGAACAAAACUUUAAAGUACAGCAGAAAGUUUAGAUAGAUCAGGUGGCCAAAGCCUUGCAUAAAGUGUUACCAGGCUUGUGUUGUUCAAACCCUUUAAAACUGAAAAGAAUUGAUUUAAGUGUUCAAGGGACACUGCGUUUUUAAUGUUUUUUUGUCAUGAGUUGAUAGCUUAAGGCACGAUUAAUGUAAUUGAUAGCUCACAAUAUUUAUGUAAUGAGUUUGUAUCUCUGUAACACAGUAUGUAGUCAGUGGGAUUACUUACCAUAAUCGUGAGCUUUCAACUUCUGCCAUUGUACAUUUCUUAUAAAAAAUUCAUUACUGUCAUCCUCUCAUUAAAUAGAUUAGUCCAAAGGCAUGUCAGCUGAUGUAUGGUCUU